AUGGCGGACAGCAGUCCCAGCAUGCUCCCUGGAGAGACCCACAAUCCCCUGCAGGAGGCAGCUGAGGCCGAUGCCCCGCCUUGCCGAUGCCAGAAGACAAGACGUAGAAGUUCCCGUCUCAUCUUUAAGGAGCGAUCCCUGAGCAACUCUCGAGCCAUUCAAGACGGACCCUUGGGGUUCUUCCAGAUCCUUCCAGUGGAGAUGGUCUACAACAUACUGUAUGAGCUGGCAAUAGUGGACCUGUCCGUCCUCACCAUUGUGUCCAAGGCAGUGCGAGGGUUGGUGGAAUGUUUCAUGGACAGCAAACGGGGGGAGGACAGACUGCUGCUGAGGGUAUCUCUCCACAAGCCGGCAUCACAGGACCAUGCAGGACUCAUGCAGCACUUCCGCAGGCUAGGUGUCCUACAGAAGAGAGCCACCUGCCUCUACACCACACGAGACAGGCUCAGAAUCAUCGAGCAGUUCAUACAAAAGAUGGACCUAAUGUCGUGCUUCGGCUGCUCCAACCAGUGCCUGGCUCUGACCUGCUAUGGGCGGUUUCUGCACACGGUCAUCGCUGGCUGGGACGAGAUGGAAUGUCUGCGGGUGUACGUCCUGGUAAACACCCACGUACAGAGGAGACUCAACCAGGUCCUACACUCCACACAUGACAGUGCUGUGUGGAUGGAGAUGGGAGAUGCGGAGAGUAACACCCCCGCCUCCACAGUGGUACUGGCCGAGCUGGGCUCCGCCAUCAAGACGCUCCACAACUACGGACGGGAGUGGACCGAGGAUGACAUCAUCGGGGUCAUCGAGGAGGUCACAGCCAUCCCGGAGAGUUGGACGGGGGAGAACCUGGCCCGUCUGCUGACACUGUGUGGGGAGAGCGUCUGUGUCCAACUGCUGGGCAGUAAGGCCAUCAACGGGAGACUCGACGAGCUAGCUGAGAUCAUCGUGCACCUGGCAAAGGAGGACCUGUACUACAUGCUGUCGUCUGUCCCCCUCUCCCCCAUUCUAACCCUCCCCCUCCCACCAGGAGAAGACACAGACCCCACAGACUUGUACUACAUGCUGGAGGCUCAGUCAGCCUUCCACACAGAACUCAUGAAGGAGGCCUUCGCAGAUCUACUUUCCUCCUAA
Messenger RNA from Branchiostoma belcheri (Belcher's lancelet), 1119 nucleotides. Its product is annotated as F-box only protein 47-like. Bases 1 to 1119 code for a protein of 372 amino acids. NCBI's taxonomy places the organism in Eukaryota, Metazoa, Chordata, Leptocardii, Amphioxiformes, Branchiostomatidae. The transcript has 9 exons. The record is from RefSeq and is a predicted model, not a curated record.